Molecule: messenger RNA, 1867 nt
Organism: Cercospora beticola
Lineage: Eukaryota; Fungi; Ascomycota; Dothideomycetes; Mycosphaerellales; Mycosphaerellaceae
Product: GMC family oxidoreductase
Molecular function (GO): flavin adenine dinucleotide binding; oxidoreductase activity, acting on CH-OH group of donors
Source: RefSeq, a predicted model, not a curated record
UUACUUCGGCUUCAUCAUGUUCCUGAAUCUCAAUGCUGUCGGGUUUCUGUCCCUCUGCUUGACGAAUGUUGUUUCUGCACGACCGGCGAGAAAUGCUAGAACAAACUAUGUGCUUGUUGGCGCAGGACCUGCAGGAUUUGUACUGGCUGAGCACCUCACGAGAGACCCCGAUGUGAAUGUUGUUUUACUGGAGGUUGCAACCAAUGGUGACGACACAGCCGAUGUCUACGUGCCAGGAAACCUGUUCAAUAUAUUCGAUAGCGUGUGGUACUAUCUCUCCCAGCCCGAUCCGACUUUGAAUGGCGCGCAACCAGACAGCGCUCAAGGAAGAUUGGUCGGCGGAGGAACGGCAGUCAAUGCGAUGCUGCACUGCCGUGGAUCUGCGUCGGUCUUCGACGAAUGGGCAGAAAUAUCCGGCAACGAGGGACUAUCCUGGGGGAACAUCCUGGAGGCUUUCAAAGAGACCACACACUGGACUGAUGCAUUGGAAGCCGAUUAUGAGCAGCAAGUGAACACUAGCUCUUUUGGAAACGGUCCAGUGGAAGUAACCCGACAGAGAGAUGAAUUUCCUUUCGAUAAUCCAUUCGUUGACACUAUUGCGACAAACCAUAACCUUCAAGAGAUCGAUUUCGCCUCAGGCGGCGGCAUCGGUGUCACAAAAGGGCUUGUGACGAUUCGCGCAUCAAACUCCACUCGUUCUUACGCUUACAACACUUUCGGAUACCUCGCGAACACAAGGCCCAAUUUCCAGCUCAUCACAAACGCAUGGGCGUCAAAGAUUGAAUUCGACGGAAAGACUGCUACAAGUGUCACGUACCACGAUACUGUGACCAACACAACACACACACUUUCGGCGGAUGAAAUCAUCGUGACGGCUGGCACGAUCAACAGUGCCCAACUGCUCAUGUUGUCCGGGGUUGGACCGGCGGAUCAGCUCGAAGAACUCGGCAUCGAAGUUGUGGAAGAUAUUCCAGGCAUCGGCAGCAACCUUAUGGAUCACCACUUUGCAGUGAUCCAAUACAAUACUACAGAAGAGCAACCAACCCGAUGGAAGUACGAGAACAACGCAACAUGGGCAGCAGAGCAAGACGCACUCUGGAUCGCCAGCGGAGAUGGUGUCCUUGGAACUGACUGGGGCGAUGCAAUGGGAGCUAUCAGACUUCCUGACUCUGUCUUUGAGGGCACAGGUGACUUCUACACCAAACUGCCAGCCGACCGUCCACACAUCGCAUACAUCUACAGUAACGUGGGCACUCAGCCAGAGCCUAAUGCCACUGCAUUGACAGUCUGGGCGGCCAUGGUGCAACCAGAAUCGAGGGGCAAUGUCACACUGGCAACAACAGAUUACCGCGAUCCGCCACUCAUCUAUGCCAAUUUCUGGGCGACUCCAGGAGAAAAGGCUUUGAUCAAAGCAGGCUACCAAGAAGCUCGGAAGAUGUUUUCAGCUCCGGGGCUACAAGAAGUGAUCCCAGCGGAAACCUUUCCCGGCACAAAUGUCACAGAAGCGAACGACGUGUGGGAAGCUAUCAUCGAAACAUCUCGAAGCUGGCAUCAUCAAUCUGGUACCGUCUCACUCGGAUCUGUCUUGGACGCCAACUGGAGAGUGAAGGGACUCAAAGGACUUCGAGUAGUUGGAGCAGCUUCCAUACCGCAGAUCCCAACUUGCCCUGUCCAGGCCUCGGUCUACGCUUUGGCAAAAGUUGCCGCGUCUGACAUCGCGACUGCGGAUGGCAUCAGUGGGACAGCUUAUUAGAGUGUGAAUUCGGGGCAGCUCAAAUCACUUGUACAAUGGCACAAUGUAUAGAAACCGACGUGGGUGAGAUUUGGGAGAGUACGCUAGCCAGUGGAAUGGAAGUAGAACAUGUUG